AUAAACAACACAAAAGUCCCACUGAGAAUAUUUGAUGAGGAAGAGAAGAGAGAGAUCGACGAGGUCGCGGCUCUUGCAGGGGAGUUGGAGAAAAAAUAUGCAGACAAACCAAAGAAUAAGGACCGCAUCCAGGACCUGAUCGAUAUCGGAUACGGUUAUGAUGACGAGGAUUCCUUCAUUGACAACACUGAGCCUUACGAUGAGUUUGUGCCGGCCUCCCUUACCACCAAGUUCGGUGGAUUCUACAUCAACUCUGGCGUGCUGCACUUCCGCCAUACAUCUGAGACUGAGGACCUCAAAGCAAGAGAGAAAACUCCCAAGUCCUCAAAAAAACGUAAAGUCAAUGACGGACAGGAUAAGCCAAAGAAGAAGAAGAAGCGUAGCAGAGAAGAGGCGGAGCAGACGAUCAGCUUUUUGGAUCCUAAGUCAAGCCCUUUCACUGAACUGGCAUCGGACGACAAGAUCAAGAAGAAAAAGAAGAAAAGGGUUUCCGGCACGUUGAGCGUCACCAGCAUGUUGAAGAAGUUCCAAAGAGAGAAGGAGAAAAUGGACAAAGUAAAACCAAGGAGGUCUGUGAUCACAAUGUUCCCGGCAGACGCAGGCGGGGGGGGAGGUUUGGGACUGACAGACCCUCUCCUCAGUUUAAUCGGAUCAACCAAUGAGCACACUCUCAUCCAGGCAGUCAACGCAAUGGAUUUUGACAUUGACCUAGACUCUUUAUUAGAUGUUAGUGAAGCCGCUUCGUCCACAAAGAUGGCACCUUCAACAGAAACGCAGCUUUUCAGUCCCAAAACAGAAAUGACCCAGUGUGAGGCUCGCCCUCAGGUUCUUCCUCCAAUCAAUGUGCAGCUGAAGCCUCAGUUAGAGCAGGUCCAGAUCCAGACACACACCAGUUCUACAUUACCUCAGUGUGUCCCGCUGCCGGAGGGACUUCCCCCCCGACUGGAGGACAGCAUUAGGAAACUCACGGUGGUUGCCAAGACCUCCGAGGGAGAGUCUAAACUAAAGUUCUUCACUCCAGAAAUCAACUCAAUGCUGCUAGAGUGAGUUAUCCAACAGCACAGACUAAGCAAAUACUAUACUACCUAGAGUGCAAGAAAACUCCCAUUUGAUCUUAGAACGGCAACUUCAAUUGGAAUUUUUAAAAGUAAAUUUAAAAACCUAUCUUUUUAAUUUGGGGCUAUUAUAA
Molecule: messenger RNA, 1189 nt
Organism: Notothenia coriiceps (black rockcod)
Lineage: Eukaryota; Metazoa; Chordata; Actinopteri; Perciformes; Nototheniidae
Gene: ubn1
Product: ubinuclein 1
Exons: 6
Biological process (GO): chromatin organization
Cellular component (GO): nucleus
Source: RefSeq, a predicted model, not a curated record